Molecule: messenger RNA, 1449 nt
Organism: Fraxinus pennsylvanica
Lineage: Eukaryota; Viridiplantae; Streptophyta; Magnoliopsida; Lamiales; Oleaceae
Source: the annotation of a GenBank genome assembly
AUGGCAGAAUUUCUUGUAAAUUUCUGGCCUUUAUUUGUCAGCAGCCUGUUGUUCAUUGUUUUUCUUGUGAAAUAUAAAAAAAAUGGUAGCGAUACUCGAGAGAAGUGUAAGUUGCCUCCAGGAGGAAGAGGCUGGCCGAUUGUUGGCGAUAGUAUCAGUUGGUACAAUGCUGUUGCAAGUUCUCAUCCGCCAAGUUUUGUCGAGAAACAGGUUGCAAGGUUCGGAAAAAUAUUCUCGUGCAGUCUGUUUGGUAAACGGGCAGUGGUAUCAGCUGAUCCGAUGUUUAAUCGAUUUGUAAUGCAAAAUGAAGGCAAACUAUUCCAGUCGUGCUAUCCGAAAUCUUUCAGAGACGUGGUGGGAAAAAAUGGGGUGAUCACUGCACAAGGGGAGCAUCAAAGGAAGCUUCAUUCUAUUGCCUCCAAUCUGAUGCGGUUAGACAAGCUCAAGUCCCAAUUCUUGCAGGAUAUACAAAUAGUUAUGCGACAAAUCUUCAAUAAUUUGCGCGACAAACAAGUCAUUCUACUGCAAGAUGUCUGCAGAAAGAUAGCCAUUAACUUGAUGGUUAAUCAACUGCUGGGCGUGUCGUCUGAAUCCGAGGUGAAUGAGAUUACUCAGUUGUUCUCUGAUUUCGUUGAUGGUUGUCUUUCCGCUCCUAUCAAUUUGCCAGGAUUCGCUUAUCACACUGCAAUGAAGGCACGGGAAAGUAUAAUAAGCAAGAUCAAUAGUUCAAUAAAGAUCCAUCGACAACAAUCCUCUCCAGCAAUUGGCAAUGGUGUACUGAGAAGGCUACUAGAGGAAGAAAGCUUACCUGAUGAUGCUGUUGCAGACUUUAUUAUUAACCUCCUUUUUGCUGGCAACGAGACUACUGCUAAAACCAUGCUUUUUGCUGUUUACUUCCUCACUCAAUGCCCCAGAGCCAUGAAGCAAUUGCUGGAUGAGCAACAGAGUCUAAGGAGCCAAAGGAGUAUCUUGGAUGGAGAGAUGCUUGAAUGGCAAGAUUACAAAGCUAUGUCUUUUACUCAAUGUGUAAUAGAUGAAACUCUUCGACUGGGAGGCAUUGCAAUUUGGUUGAUGAGAGAAGCUAAAGAAGAUAUAGAAUAUCAAGAUUAUGUCAUUCCCAAAGGAUGCUUUAUAGUUCCUUUUCUUUCGGCUGUCCAUUUGAAUGAAAAUAUAUACGAGGAUGCUCUCACUUUUAAUCCUUGGAGAUGGAUGAUUCCAGAAAAUCAGGAGAAGAGGAAUUGGAGAAAUAGUCCAUUUUUUGCUCCAUUCGGUGGAGGUGCACGAUUUUGUCCGGGUGCUGAGCUGGCUCGACUUCAAAUUGCGAUGUUUCUUCACUAUUUUGUCACUAUGUAUAGGUGGAAGCAGCUCAAGGAUGACGAGAUGUCUUUCUUUCCAUCAGCUCGAUUGGUGAAUGGCUUCCAAAUCCAGUUAAGCAAAAUAUUGGCCUGA